UGCGCGCAGUGUAGCAGUAAUACGGCGGCAGUGACUGGCUGCGGUGAGUGGAGCUGAGAUGUACGGCUACGGCCAGUAGAGCGUAAAGCUGGCGCCUGGUUAUAUCAUGAAUUUCCGGGGUCUGUUCCAGGACUUCAACCCCAGUAAAUUCCUUAUAUACGCGUGUUUGUUGCUUUUCUCUGUUCUCCUGUCCCUGCGCCUGGACGGCAUUAUUCAGUGGAGUUACUGGGCAGUAUUUACACCAGUAUGGCUGUGGAAACUAAUGGUCAUUGUAGGAGCCUCAGUGGGCACAGGAGUGUGGGCUCGGAACCCUCAGUACAGGGCAGAAGGGGAAACCUGCGUGGAGUUUAAAGCCAUGCUUAUAGCAGUGGGGAUUCACUUACUGCUUCUGAUGUUUGAAGUUCUAGUGUGCGACCGAAUUGAGAGAGGAAACCAAUACUUUUGGCUCUUAGUUUUUAUGCCGCUGUUCUUUGUGUCUCCGGUUUCAGUUGCCGCGUGUGUCUGGGGUUUCCGACACGACCGGUCUCUGGAAUUGGAAAUCUUGUGCUCUGUUAAUAUAUUGCAGUUCAUAUUCAUUGCACUAAGACUUGACGGCAUCAUUACUUGGCCAUGGCUAGUGGUUUGUGUACCCCUAUGGAUUCUGAUGUCUUUCCUGUGCUUGGUAGUGUUGUAUUAUAUUGUGUGGUCUGUCCUCUUCUUACGCUCCAUGGAUGUCAUAGCAGAACAAAGGCGGACUCAUAUCACCAUGGCAGUCAGCUGGAUGGCUAUAGUUGUGCCAUUGCUCACGUUUGAGAUUCUACUUGUUCAUCGAUUGGAUGAACAUAAUUUGUUCUCCUACAUCCCCAUCUUUGUCCCUUUGUGGCUUUCGUUAAUUACCUUGAUGGCGACGACAUUUGGGCAGAAAGGAGGGAAUCACUGGUGGUUUGGUAUCCGUAAAGACUUCUGCCAAUUCCUGCUAGAGAUAUUCCCUUUCCUGCGGGAAUAUGGCAAUAUUUCGUAUGACAUUCAUCACGAGGACAGUGAAGACGCAGAGGAAACACCUGUACCGGAGCCUCCGAAGAUUGCGCCAAUGUUCCGUAAAAAGACUGGUGUUGUUAUUACACAGAGCCCAGGGAAGUAUGUCGUACCACCUCCCAAACUGAGCAUUGAUAUGCCAGAUUAAAUGGGCUUUUACUUGACCAUGCAGAGGUGCACUUGCCUGAAAGAAACUAGACUGUAUACGCUACUGACCUCACUACAGAUUGUUUUCCUGGUUUUUAUUCUUUACUCUUAUUUUUUUAUGCAGUCUACUUUAUAAUGCAGCUUUACAUUACUUCUCUGUUCUGCUGCAUUGAGACCUUUCCCUGACCAUGUCAGCUAAGCUAAUAGAUUUAUAUAUCCAUUUAAUACUUGGACUCCUCAGAGAAUAAUGUAAUAUUGUAAUGUAAAUUGUCUGCUGUUUGUCAUACCUGUAAAGGCUUUUUUGUUUAUUGUACAGCUAGUGUGCAAGGAACCUUCACUUUGGAAACAAGUAUUGAAUCUCUUAAAUAACCACUAGCAAAACCAUGUUUCUCUGUAUGGAAAAAUCAAGCAUUACCGCCUUAUUGAAAUGGUAAUAUUUGAGAAACAAGCUUAAUAUUCUGUCCAUCCUGGUACCAGUCCAAUUCAGGAUUUUAUACUUGUAGGUGUUUGAACAAUGCUUGUUUGUAUAGUAUUUAUAAGAACAUUUUAGCAAUGUAAUAUAUUCUGUUCAAAAUUAUACUUAUGUACAGUAUAAAUUGAUAAAUACAGAGUAUUUUUUUUAAAAUAAGGUUUGUUUGUAAGAAAAAAAACUAAAAAAGUUGUUUUCCGAAAAGUCAGUUAUUAUAUUUUACAUUUUAAAUGCUCCAGUGAUAUGUUUGUCGUUACAGUUGCCAGUAAUUUUUUUUCACACUGUUUAUUCAAACUUUAAUUCAAAUCAGUUUAUAUGUAAAAUAUCAGUGAUAUCAAUAUGAAUGUUAAUAAAUUAUAAGGCAGUAAAACCGUUGCUUGUAUAGUUCUACUGCAUAAGUCUGGUGUUAAGUAAAUUCUUUAGAUGUCUUGAAAAUUUCAUGGUGUUUAAUUGUUAUUUUGAUCAUUUGUGUACACGACGCCAUGAGGGCUCCACAGCACCUUACAACGUACAUAAAUAGGAAGAGUCUGAACACAUCAGCAGUCAUAAAACCCAAACCAGCAGGUUGUUGGCAUUGAGGUGAUAAGUAGGGAAAGGAAAAGCACAUGUCAAAGUCAGAAAAAUGUCUCUAUGCACGUUGCCAUAUUUGCACCGCACACUGGUCCAUGCUGCGCAUGCGUGCGCUUUCCCGUGUCUGCGCAUACCCGCUAGUGCGUGCACCCGCUCGCACGGUAUGUGCAUUUACGGUAAAGAGUAUGUAGUCGUAGCGUGCGACUCAUUCGUUACAAAUGUUCACAAUUAAUGUAGUUUAUAGAUU
Pseudophryne corroboree (corroboree frog) is the source of this 2447-nucleotide messenger RNA. It is a transcript of the gene TMEM185A, whose product is annotated as transmembrane protein 185A. The coding region runs from base 107 to 1162 and encodes 351 amino acids. Lineage: Eukaryota; Metazoa; Chordata; Amphibia; Anura; Myobatrachidae. The transcript is spliced from 7 exons. The record is from RefSeq and is a predicted model, not a curated record.